Heterobilharzia americana is the source of this 3717-nucleotide messenger RNA. The record is from the annotation of a GenBank genome assembly. Lineage: Eukaryota; Metazoa; Platyhelminthes; Trematoda; Strigeidida; Schistosomatidae.
GUCCGAAAAUGUUACACUUUUAAAAACACAGCUCGUUUUCGCUCAUGACCUGUAAUUAUAAUUCUUAUUGUAAAUUGUGGGAUGUUAUUAUGCUGCUGGCUAUGGAGAUCUGCAUUAUUUGUAGUUCCUCUUUUAAAUAUUUGACUACGAGGCAACAGUUGUUGAACCUUCGAUGCAUAACUGAUCUGGACAUAAACGUGCUUAACUUUAAUCUAUAUUGCAUUAUUUUUGUAAUUUUAACAUUCAUAUUCAGUGCAUGCGUGUGUUUUAUAAAAAUGAGACACUUGUCUAAAGAUAGAUACCAGAUUAAUACACUUGAAGUAUCCCCAAAAUACUUCUGUAAUCAUCGUAAUUUCGUUUAUUCACCGGAGCGACGCAGACUGAACACAAAGACCGAUAUUUUACUCAAAAAAAUUCACAACUUUAUUUCAUUUCAUGAUGCAUUCCACUUUUCCCUACAUCUGGUCAGUGCUUUAGUUUUAAUGUUACCAUUACCGAUAUCUACUGGAGAACAGUUGAGACUUGGAUUGCUUGCUCCACAUGCUUUGUGGCAAACAGACCUCAGUUUUAUUUUUCCUCCACGUUCACUGUCUACACGACUAAAUGCUCUUGGUGUUGAUGAAGAAAGACUAAUGAUAAACUCUGAACCAUUAAUGUCAUCAAUUCUGGCCCUGCAACCACCUGCAGUUGGUGGAUUGGGUCAGUGGCCUGAAACAAAUUUUCAACUUGAGUUAGCAAGCACUUUUCAUUGGUCGAAGAAUGGAUACAUUUUAGUACAAAAACCUAAUAUGAUUGCACAUUAUACUAACUUCAUUAUUCAGUCAACUUCCAUAGAACUAGUGAAUUUUUUAAUUGCUGGUUUAUUCUUCGCUAUUCAACUUUCAGUGGUGUUCUGGAGGAUUUCUCCAGCAUACACGUGUAUUUCCUGUAUACUCAUUGCUCUAGUUAUAAUUCAAACCACCAUUGAAUAUUCAGCUGUGAGUGUGAUUGUCAAAAUUUCAAUCUCUCUUGGGCACAACCGUGUUUACGAACAAAAAGAAAAUAUCAGUUUGUCCUUCUCAUUAGCAGAAUUAAGGGAUAGUUUUAACUUUUUCUCAUCACCUGUAUACUUUUCGCCAUGGUUUAUAGUACUGUCAGCUACGUUAGCAUUUUUGCUAACAUAUAUGUAUCUCAGUACACUAUACACUUUUGGAAUUGCAUGUUCAAAUGAGUUCAAUGAGUGCAUUCAAAACAUCAAACAAAAAAAGAUAUUCGCCAUCUCUUCCAAUCUUGGUUUACACAGUAUGCGUCACAUAAAUACUUUUCCUUACUUUGAUGAGACCUUAAAAACUUCAGAAACUCAUCAAGAAGUGGGACCUGUUUUCUGCACCAGUCAAAAUAUAAAAGCAAUCAGUAUGCCAAUAAAGCCUUUUAGGAUUUCUUUAAGUGCAAUAUUUUUCUUGUUGACAAGCGUGAUACUCCGAAUUCCUAUCUACUAUGAUUUAAUGAAUAUAUACUGGGACAAUGGUGAUUCUCUCUGUCUGACAUCAACUAUACUUACAAUAGCUAACCUUAUUCUAGGACUGUUAAUAUGGUCUUUUCUUCCUAUUAAAAUGAGGUGGUUAUUUGAACACCACAAUACAAAGACAUCUUCAAUUUCUCACGUUGCUUACAAUCCAGUCACCCUUAAUUGUCAAUCCUAUGAGCAUGAUACCGAAGCCUCAUCAAGAGAUAGAAUAAGAAGUCUUCAUACUAUGAAUGGAAAUGUGACCAGAAAUACUCAAAUGCAUCUAGAAUCGAAUAUUCUUUUCGAAACUCAAGAAAACAAAACUGCUUCAGAUUAUUACUGUAGAAAUGAAUUAAAUCAGGACAGCUUACCUCAAAGAUUAGAAGAAAAGCUUUCACAUAUUAUUUGCCCAUUAACUGAUUGCAUAACUAGUGUCCAAUCCAUUUUACCCUAUGAGAAGGAGAAAUGUGGUAAAUACAGAUGUCCAGCAAAAACCCACCGUCAAACAUACUCAUCAGAAUUUAAUAACUAUAUUACCGAUUCCCAUAGGGUCAUUGAAAAUCCAGAAGCUGAGGACUCACUGAAAAAUUCAAAAAUACUUCAGAACAAAGCUCUUAGAGAGCAAGUAUCACAAGUUGAUGAUAAUAUGACACAUGGUUCCACGAUAUAUACCUCAUAUAACAAAACACCGCUUACUACAAAACCAUAUGAAGCAACUGUCUCUGCCUACAAGCAGACUUCAAAAACAAAUAUUGCUGAUUCCACCAAAGAUAUAAGUAUGUUUUACGUCAAUAAUGAUACAGAGUACAGACUAUGUGGUUGUAACUGCCUGAAAGAAAAUGAAACUCGAAAAAUGCAUGUAAAAUGCUUCAAAAAUGAAACUUCUUCAAAACUGAAAAAGCAUGAAUUAAAGGUAAGUUGUUCAGAAAAGUGGCAGAGGAAUGAUACUGAGGAACACUACUCUUCUGCUUACAGUAAAGGCCAACAGAAUUAUUAUUUUGACGAUAAAAUAUCAAAAAGGCAAAAGACUUCAAUCAAGAACAGUUUGUAUUGUGGUCACUUUAAGCAAGAACCUACGAAACAAAAUAUGGAACCCUCUUUGUCUUGUGACUCGAAUAGUAAAGUGAAUUUAGAAAGAUUUCGCAAUGCUUCCAUAACUCUAUACUGUAAUCGCUUUAAUGCUCCAAAGUCAAAAAAUUGAUGAGAACGACUGCUGACUGAGGAAGCCUUCUUUAAUAUAUUUUCUAUCAUCAUUGUAAUUGAUUUCUGACUACCAUUCAACAGAAAAGUUAGUAAUAAACCCAAAUGAGUUUAAAGGCAAAUAACAAUCUGAAAUAUAAAUGACGUUUCAUCUGUUUAUAAUGUAUGGUUUUCAUACAAAUACUUAAUAAGUUACAUUCGUAAAUAAGUAUCAUUACAGAGUUGCCAUCUUUCCGAUAUGCAUUUAGUUCAGUUGUGCACUUCAUAUGUCAGUGUUAUUCUGUAAAACAUUUUUCAUAGAAUUCCUCAUUUUGUUUUUCUUUUCUUUCGUUAACAUUCAAAAGACUUGAGUUUGCUGUUUAAACGUAGAACCGUCAUAUUUAUGAUUACCUACUGUUUGUUUACACAUUAAACACAAAUGAUGAGACAGCAGAGUCGUUAAGAAAUCAUGAAAACUUAUGUGUAGUCCUUAUAUGAAUUACAUUUAUACGACGGAGAAUAUUUGUAGCUCAGAAGGAUAAUUUCGAUGGUACUAUAUUCUCUAAGCUGGAUGGUUUAAUCGUAUCUCUGAACUGGGUGGUUUAAUCAUGAAGCUCUCAUUGUCAUUCUGAGCAACAUCAGCAGAAACUUCUUUCAGGGGAAUAAUUAUCACUACUGAUGGGUGUAAUGAAAGGCUGAAAAAGGUGUUUCGAAUGGUGUGAUGACUUCCUGUUCAGCUUCUGUUAAUCAAUGACAUCUAAUAACAAAAACUUCAGUAGUCUGGAGAAGCAGUCAAGUAAAUUUUAACUAAUCAAGAAGACUAUCCUCUAGUACUGUCUGUUGUCAUGCUCACAAUGUGAGCCUUAAUACUAUAACACUAAACCUAGUUUAUUUAUCAUUUUUCUAAUCACUACCAUUGUGAUAAUUAUUUGUGGUCUUUAUUCAAUUUUACUACCGACUUGUAUAGGUUGGUGUUUUUUUCAACUGACAACAUAAUAAACCUUCAAAUAUUAAACGUGACUGAAAUCUAUCAAUAUAAGUCGUAUAUUUUC